AUGCUUAUACUUUAUGCUCAGUCUAUAAAGCAUGAGGCGGCGUCUAUCCUACUCAUUUUCGACCAUCGUGAUCCUGCAGCAAUGAGCAUCCAGGAUGGCGGUGAAACAGGUAUCGACAUCCACGAUGACUCAGAUCAAGCCCCUCAGCCUGUCGGCACCUAUGACCCGUACUAUAUCGGUACUUUAAGUCAGCCAUUUUGUCCAAUGGCUUCAAUCUCCAAACGAGUGUUCCACAACCUUCAUCAAGAGGUUUUUGGAGCAGCGCUCCUACGAUGCUUCAACAUGCAUCCCAGUGUCUUAUCUGGUGAAGCGAGUCGGCAUUUUCAUCUUGCUGUGCUGCGAAAUACUACCGACAUUAGCCUGCAACAGUCCUUAAGCUCUUUGAAAGAUGAGAUUGGCGCACGUGGGCCAACACGACUUCUUUCGAUGUGGAAAAAGUGCAGUCUUGGGUUCUUUCUCGAGGCAGAAAUAUUGGACCCGGUCACUUUUGUGUUCAAUCCCGCCAUUUCGGCUGCCAUCGCUAUGGCCAAUCAAGUUGGCACAGCAUUCGAAUGGCUGCAUGUUCGUGAUAUAGGAUUGGGCCAGAGAUUUUCGUAUCAGGCCCCCCUGCCCUAUUGCCUACUAGCUGAAUUUCUUUCCAGUCCGAAGUUUUUUGGGAACGCGCUGAGAAACGAAUUGCAAAGCACGCGCUCCAUAAGGAGCCUGGUUUGCCCAGCAGCGCUUUCUAACAUGCGGUUCAGCCUUGCUUGCGUGAUUAUUGUUCUACAUCGCGCAUUCAAAGGGCAGUGGAACUGGGCCUUGAUCCAGGCGUUUGAUCCUCUAUACGCCCAAGAGUUGGCUACUGACGCUGAGACCGCAGGUUUUCUUACCGACGUCCACAUCAUGGCUGGCGAUCUGGUUGCUGCUGGGGAAAUUGUUCGCGGGCAACUGAAGGAUGCGGUGAAUCUCGCUAUGCGCAAAACGGAUCCUGCCAUGUACCUUGCAUGUUCAUAG
Suillus clintonianus is the source of this 993-nucleotide messenger RNA. RefSeq lists its product as uncharacterized. The record is from RefSeq and is a predicted model, not a curated record. Bases 1 to 993 code for a protein of 330 amino acids. NCBI's taxonomy places the organism in Eukaryota, Fungi, Basidiomycota, Agaricomycetes, Boletales, Suillaceae. The transcript has 6 exons.